AAGACACUGAUAUUCAGUAGCAAUCAAAGGGUGAUUUGAUUUUAAGUGAUUCCCUCUCAUGCCACACCUCAUGUUGUAAUUAUUGCAAAUAAUUUUAGUGAAUUUUUUCCCAUCACGUAUUUUCCCACCAAUGUCAAGAUGCCUUCAAAUCAUAUGAGUAACCCCAUCCCAUCCCAAAUGAAGGCAUCUACAUCGCGCUCGUCCCUUGGUUUGAGCCAAUUAUUAUUGAAAUUCUUAAUGAGAGGUGAAACCAAGCAAACAAACAACCAACCCAAAAUAAUUACAAAGAACUUUUGCAACUUGGAUGAGUAUAAAUGCCAAGUGUAAGUUUUCCAUCCAUGCUAAUUGUAAUUUGAAGCUGGCGCCAAUCUGUGUAACAAUCGAAAUUUCUGUGGCUCAAGCACAAGGAACAAAAUGUGGAUUUCAACACUUGGAGUAAUGGCAUUGAUGGGUGCAUUGAAAGUGGUUUACGCUGGAGGUUAUGGAGGUGGUGAAUAUGGUGGCACGACAUCAUCUUCUUCCGCUCAUAUCAGUGGAAUAUCCCCACAACCCUUGACUGGUUAUGGAGGAGCCAAUACUCGAGGAAAUAUGAAAAUGAACGGUCAAGAGGAAGGGUUGGCCGGCAUGCUUGCAGAUAUUUUGGGUGUUAUUGGCAAAGCAAAUGCUUAUGGCAGGGCAACUAAUGAUCAAGGAAGUGGCCAGAAAGUUUCAAUUACCAGCUUUGAUGAAAAUGGUGGUAAUGGCAGAGGAUUGCUUAAUGAUAGACUUCCCAAUAACGGUAGAAAUUUUGAGGGCAGCACUGUUGGUGUUGCUCCAUACGUUGCAGCAUAUGGCAGAAAACCUAGCAUAGCCCAAUCAGGGUCAUUGUUGAACAAUCCCUCUUCGAUUAAUGGUAAUACAGAUCGUUACCCUUAUGCAGGAGGAUUCAGUCCAGAACAGCCCGGGUUACCAUCAUCUGCAUAUCAACCAGACAGCUGGCAUCCUGCAGGUAAUCCUAAAGGAACUUCGUCUGGAGGUCCCUCAAAUUGGCAUCCUGUGAUAAAUCCCAAUCCUACCAUCUCAAAUGCCGAAGGAGAUUUUGAUGAAGGCGGUAGGGGUGAUAAUUUAAGUCAUCAAUAUGGAGACUCAGCUAACAUGCCAAAUCCAUAUUUAGAGCAGACUCGAAGGGAAAAUCGUUACAACAAUGCUCCCUUUGGCAAUGGUGCUAAGAAAAUUGUUUUGAGUGACAGCAGUUAUAUUUUAGAUGUUGGAAACCCAAAAUCAUCCGAAUUGCCUACUAUGCUAGGUUCUGGAAGUUAUGCAGGAAGUCAUGGCGGUUCAAAGACAAAGAGAGGUGAUGGAGAAAUAGCCUCAUACGCAAACACCAAUCAGGAUGGGUCUGCAAGUUCUCUACGAACCAAUGGUUACGGUCUCAACCCUGAACGCCCUAAUUUCGAAUCAAAUAGAGCUUCUAAACUCCAAGGAAAUACAGAUGGAAUACCUAUUGGGGAAGUCUAUAGUUUUGGUGAACAUUUUGAAGGCAAUGCUAACCAGGGUACUUUAGGAGCAAGUCCAACAAGGCCAGGCAGUUUAGGCGGCUCUCAUCGCUCGCAAGUUAACAGAGGUUCUUAUGGUGAAGGAGCUACUUUUUCUUAUGGAGGACAAAGAGGGAUCAUCAUAAACGACAAUGAUAGACUUAAAGAGCAACAUAAUUUAGCAGGAGCUUCCAGUGUUGCCUCCGCCGGUAGUGGUGGAGAAUCUUAUGGGUCAAUUGGCAAUCCAAGUGCUGGCCAAUCAGGUGGACAUGGAAAAUAA
Stomoxys calcitrans (stable fly) is the source of this 1794-nucleotide messenger RNA. RefSeq lists its product as uncharacterized. The record is from RefSeq and is a predicted model, not a curated record. The coding region runs from base 415 to 1794 and encodes 459 amino acids. The transcript has 2 exons. NCBI's taxonomy places the organism in Eukaryota, Metazoa, Arthropoda, Insecta, Diptera, Muscidae.